Molecule: messenger RNA, 594 nt
Organism: Vicia faba (fava bean)
Lineage: Eukaryota; Viridiplantae; Streptophyta; Magnoliopsida; Fabales; Fabaceae
Source: the annotation of a GenBank genome assembly
AUGGAAGAUGAGAGAGCCAAGGUCCAAAAAGAAAUAAAAUUCCUUCGAGAGAUGCAAUUGGAGCUCCGCCCUAAGAAUACUAAAAAGAUGUUUUCAAAAGAGAAUGUGCAAAAUGUGGGUACGAGCAAUAAUGGAAGUUGCUCUAUUGAAGAAGUAAUAAAAAACAGCAGUGUUUCUAAAGAUUAUCUAAAACAGAUUGGAGAUCUCAAGGAAGAUUCCUUCUCAAUAGUUGUGAUUCAUGAAACAAGUGAAUUAUCAGUUUAUAUUGAUAGGCGCGACCAUACUGAAUUAAUUUCUGAUAUCUAUAUGGCAUUUGUAUCUCCAAGAAUAUUCAACGAGAUAUUUACAAACACAUCAUCCUAUGAAAAAGAGACAAUUGGCCAUAUUCGGCAACUUUGGGCUCAAAGUUUUUUGCAAAUAGUUAAAAAUCAAAAGGUUGAGGAGCAAAAUCUACAAGACCAAAUGCAAAUGGUUGAAGAGGAUAAAGACAUAGAAAAAGACCAAAUGCAAAUGGUUGAAGAGGAUAAGGACAAAAAUUUUGGUAAAACAAAAGCGAAGGAAGAAGAAAGCUUAUAUAGGAAGAAAAUGACAUGA